This is a messenger RNA of Cloeon dipterum, 2333 nucleotides long. RefSeq names its product LMBR1-like protein (gene lili). Bases 154 to 1851 code for a protein of 565 amino acids. Gene Ontology annotation, molecular function: transmembrane signaling receptor activity. The record is from RefSeq and is a predicted model, not a curated record. NCBI's taxonomy places the organism in Eukaryota, Metazoa, Arthropoda, Insecta, Ephemeroptera, Baetidae. Gene Ontology annotation, cellular component: plasma membrane. The transcript is spliced from 10 exons. Gene Ontology annotation, biological process: signal transduction.
AGAUGUGAGAAAGACGCCCAUCUAAUAGGACGUACUACAAAAACAUUCAGCUGUCGGUGACAUUGAUCGUUGCGAUUAGUUGAUCGAGCCUUUUUUCGGCGCCAUGGCGCCGUAAAACGCACCAACACGCCGUGGUCAUUCGAGGAAAAGGUCAUGGAAGAUGAGGAGACGACGGAAGAGGAGCAAAUUUUCCACAACCUAGUCCGCGAUUACGUCAUCUCGUUGCUCUUGUUCUUGUCUCUGAUCGGGGCGAGCUGGUGCCUGGUGAAACGGUACAGAAAACGAGAGCGCGACGACAUCUUGAUCGACGAUGAGGAAGCCACCGUGUACAGAAUUAGUUUGUGGCUGUGCACGUUCUCUCUGGCCGUGGCGGCCGGCGCGGUCCUCCUCCUUCCCAUCUCCAUAGUCAGCAACGAGGUUCUGCUGCACUACCCCAAGUCGUACUACAUUCAGUGGCUCAACAGCUCUCUCAUCCAGGGCCUUUGGAACAACAUUUUCCUCUUCUCAAAUCUCUCCCUCUUCGUGCUGCUGCCCUUCGCCUACCUCUUCACCGAGUCCGAGGGCUUCGUCGGGCACAGAAAGGGAAUCCUGUCCAGGAUCUACGAGACAUUCAUUGUACUCUGCCUGCUGGCCUUUGUGGUGCUUGGCUUGGCGUUCAUUUUAUCGUCCAUUUUCGACAGUGACAAGUCCAGUCUGCAGAAACUGAUCAAUCUCUGGAGCUAUUACUUGCCAUUUAUUUAUUCAUGCGUCUCAUUUAUGGGAGUGCUUCUUCAGUUGUUGUGCACGCCUGUCGGUUUAGUCCAGCUCUUCUCAACCGCCAGCCAGUUUCUCGUGAAGCCGCAGUUCCUGCGUGAUCUCAAUGAAGAAUAUUUUGUUGCCAAGUUUGAGGAGGAGUGUUUGAGGAAGCAGUUGGAAGCGUACUCUUGCCGCUCCCGCACUCUUGCGCACUCGAUAUCAUGCGACACGCCGAGGCGGAGAAGAUGCAUGUCCGACAACGAGGACGAAGACGUCGUUGACGCGGGGUCGCCGUUCACGUCGUCCGUGUUCAGCUCGACCAUUCUCUUAUCGAGCUCCACUAUUUUGCCUCGGUCGCCAGACGAUCCGGAUGCUGGCCUUAGAAAUGGCGCCUUAAAAGCGAGUCUGACUCAGAGACUGAAAGCAGCCGAGGCCAAGUCUUGUUUACUACAGAAAGAAAGGCACGGGUCGUCGUUGAAGAGAAAUUUUCUGUAUCCCAUUGCGAUGUUGCUGCUCCUACUCUUGACGUGCACCACUGUUGUGAUUGUAGUGCAGAAUUCAGUGCAGUUGCUCAUCGGACUGAAGGAGCUGCCUCGUAGCAAUAACGAACAAGUUACCCUUGGCUUGGCAUCGCUGUCCAAGAUGGGGAUGUUUGGUGCCACGCUCGAGAUUGUGCUGAUCGUGAACCUUGUGGCCACGUCUGCUGUCGGCCUCUUCUCGUCGUCCCUGAUGAAGAAAGUUAGGCCUGUGCCAGGUGCAACACCGCUCUCCCACAUCAUCCUCCACUGCGCCGUGCUGCUCCUGCUCAGCUCGGCCCUACCUCUGCUCUCCAAAAUACUAGGUAUCACCAACCUCGACUUAUUGGGCGAGUUUGGACAAGUGGAAUGGCUGGGCUCUCUAAUGAUCGUCCUUUCAUACAAUCUGCUGUUUGUGCUGUCCGUGUCUGCUUGUUUAGCAACAAAGUUCACUGCAACUGUUCGCGAAGAGCUGUUUACAAGGCUGAAAGGUUUUGCCGUGUCGCUGGUGAGCAACGACACAAACUGCCCGACGUGGCCCAACAGCCCGAUUCAGGCGACGGGCGCCGCGAGCCCUUCCACCGCCGCAAAAGUAGAUUAAUUUAACAAUGCAGUCUGAUCAAAACUGAAAUUUGAAGAGAAUAACGUAGCCUUUAAGCACAAGCCUUAAUUGUUAAGAUUUUUAUGAAGACUGCAAAUUGUAUUGUAAGUGGAAAAUGUACCCCGAACGGAACGGACGGACGGACGUGCGUGUGUGCAGCCAUACUCAAGGCUCCUAUUACUCAUAAUCAUCGUUUUAAUUUCGCAUGGUAUUAUAUGAUUACGUUAUUGGCAUAGUGAGAUGAUGUGUAAAAUAAAAUGCAUUUAUUGUAAAGAUGUGUGCACCUUGCCGUAAAAAUGAAUGUGAUCAAUUCUCUUGGGGUGAAGCUAUCAACUGACCAGUUUGAUUUUGCUCAAUUUCAUUGGAUUCAAUUUUUAAUAUUCGUUCCAAAAGCACAACUUGAUUGCCAAGCGAAGCAAUAGUUUUGCAGUAAUGAAAUUGUACAGUACACGGAUGGAGAACAAUAAAACUUAAAUAAUUGA